Molecule: messenger RNA, 6810 nt
Organism: Gambusia affinis (western mosquitofish)
Lineage: Eukaryota; Metazoa; Chordata; Actinopteri; Cyprinodontiformes; Poeciliidae
Product: A disintegrin and metalloproteinase with thrombospondin motifs 8-like
Exons: 10
Coding region: 2099-5062 (987 amino acids)
Biological process (GO): extracellular matrix organization; proteolysis
Molecular function (GO): zinc ion binding; metalloendopeptidase activity
Source: RefSeq, a predicted model, not a curated record
UUGUCAUACAGAGAAGAAAGUGUUGUGGAAGAUUUUUUAUUAUUAUUAUUGCAGUGUUUGUAAGAGUGGCCAGCACUGCUAGAAAUGUCUCCUUGUUGUGAAGGUUUUAGAUAGAAUCCCCUGAGAUGAAGAAAACUCAAUGUUUCCUUGGAUCAUAAUAGAAAAUUGCCCUUCCAAAAUCCUUUUUUUUUUUUUUUUUUUUUAAAGUAUCGCUUUUCUGGUUUUAUUUUUUUUCCCCAUGCAAUGCUUCCAUGUUAUCACAUAAUGAAAUGGCUUUAUUAUGUUGAAAUUGACAAUGAUUUUGAUUUCUGAAUAUGUCUGGGCUAGUUGUGGAUGACAGCUGGGAACUAAUCAUUUUAAUCUUUAUUAUUUUUAGUAGAAAAAUGUAUUUCCAAACAUAAAUUUUUGAGGUAGGUAAAAACUGUCAGAACAAAUUAAACUUGUUUUUAGAGGCUCAACUGUUACAGAUGCAAGUUUGUUUGUUUUUUUUUCAUAUGCAUCUUACACUGUCAAUGUGUUGUCCUUAAGAACCAUACACUGUAAAACAUUUGAAGGUGAUUUAACUUGAAAAUAAAAGUCCUGCUGCCUUGAAAAUGCAAUUUAAAUCAACAAGAAAAUUGCUUUGGUUUUAACUCAGAAAUUAAGAUUCCUGAAGUUGAUUUAACAUGAGUCACGUCUAAAAAUUUGUUUUUAAAUUUAUUAAUCUUGAAUUGUGAGUUUUAAUUUAAUGACACAAUUUAAACAAAAGAAUUAUUUCACAACAUGUAAGAAAAAACUGUUCUCAGUUAAACAGCGCACAUUUCUCCAUUUUUUGUUCUCACAAAUAAAAGGUAAUUUUGGUAUGUAAAAAUUUACAGUCCUGUUAUGAAUUGCAUAAAGACAAUUUCUGGCCUGACAAUGAGUUUUACUAAAUAACACAAGAAUUCUGUAUAUAAACAUUUAGUGUGAACUGCUGUUCAUGAUAAGGUGCUCCUUAUCAUCAAGCAUUAACAUACACAUUUGCCAUCACACAAGAAUCAGAUCAAUGUAACACACUUCCAUCUCACUCAUGUUGCAAUACAGAUAAAAAAACAAACAAAAAAAAAACAUGCCGCUAAACAGACGGGGAAAUAGUUCUCACCCAUGUCCUCUUCUUUCUGUUUUUUUUUAAGUGCUAACCUAUAAACUCUAGUUUAUUCAACUCUUGGAGGUUUGACAAAGUUAUUAAAAAGUUAACACAACUUACUGUAAGUUUAUCUUUCACGAACUCACACAUUUAGGUUCAAAAUCUAAAACUCACAAAAUGUAUUUGACUUAAAGAGUAAAAGAUAGUAGACACAACUAACAACAAAAUCAAGGUAAACUUUGUUAAAAGCAUCCAUGAUUAGUUGUAGCAAUUGACCUUGAGAAAUAUUUAUUUUAGAUGUGAAAAUGUGUAUUGGGAUCAGAGGUGUGGAGUUCAGUGUCUAGCUGUGUAAUGAUGAGGUAUGUUACUUCUGCAUUCUUGUUCUACUAUUUGAAAAAAUAUUCAAAAAAUCAGCUUACCAUGUUCGAAUUAACAUGUAUCCAAACAUUAUAUUGAAACCUACAAAAUAGCUUUUUUUCUUUUUUACGGUGUAGUGAUGGUUUAUUGUGUAGAGAAUAAAGCAGGUCGUUCUUGUGGAUUGACCUGUGAGCGUGUGUGUUGGGCGUGCGUGUGUUGUUUGUGUACACUCACACAUCUCCAAAAUAAGCCCCGUAGCGUCUCCCCGCCGCUGCCUGCAGCAGGGCUGGUUAAUAAUAGGACUGCGGUUGUCAGUCCCCUCCGCAAGGCGGAGAGUCGGCCCGCUCUCAUUGGAUGACUUUUUUUCCGUGAGAUUCUCGUGAAGUGCUUGGUGGGAGGAGAAUUUCCAGCAGGCAGGGAUAUCAAAAAUAAACCCCCGUGAUGUCCGAGGGAAGAGCAAGACGUAUAAAUACCCCUGAUGUGUCCAGACUGCAGUGCUGUUCAAAGGAACACAGAAAGACUUCCGCAGACAGUUCAUAGACAGAGCGCUGACUGGGAGUGUAGGGGAUUUAAGGACAAUAGUCCCUGGACUGGGGAGGACGCACAACUUCCUAAACAUCAAGCUGCAUUUUCCUCAUGGCAGCUCUCUGCGUUUUGUGUCAGAAGAUGGGCAUCACGCCGCGUAUCGUCUCUUUGCUCCUCUGCCUAGUUAACGCAGCACUUGCCUCCCAGUUUGAGUCGGAGGAUGUUGUACCUGUUCGGAUUAACGGCAGAGUCGGCGGCCGCUUCUGGAAGAGAAGCGAAGAGAACCCCAUUUUCACCCUGAAAGCGUUCGGGAGGGACCUGACUCUGAACCUUAUCCCAGACUCCAGCUUUCUGUCGCCAGCCUUUAACAUCCAGGGCGUCAGCGCGGGAUACACGGCCACUUUACGCAGCGCUUCAGGUGCCCAGCCCGAGCUGCGCUCUGACCACAAUGGCUCCAAGAACCGGACACAGGAGAGCGAAGGACGCCUGCGGAGAUGCUUCUUCUCCGGAAACGUCGGUCAGGACGAGAACUCGCUCGUAGCGGUCAGCCUGUGCUCGGGCAUCUUCGGCUCCUUCUUCACGGAAGGGAAGGAGUAUCUGAUCGAGCCCAAACUCCGCAGCGGCCAGCGGCCGGACUCUGCCGAGCAGCUGCAUGUGAUCAGGAGGAGGAUACUCGCCGAGAACCGCGGAGUUCCCCUCUUGCUUAAUGGCGACGCGGAGACGCUCGGAGCGGAAAGUUUUAGGCGCGGCGGCAGUGAUGCACGGAGGGAAGCUCGCCGGAGACGCUUCGUUUCGGAGCCACGUUUCAUAGAAACCCUGGCCGUAGCAGACUCGACCAUGACCCACUUCUAUGGAGAUGAAAUAAAGCACUACGUCCUCACCCUCAUGUCCAUGGUGGCCCAACUGUACAAGCACCCCAGCAUCAAAAACUCAGUGAACAUAGUGGUGGUGAAGAUGUUGGUGGUGGAGGAUGAGGAGGCUGGACCGGAGCUGUCCAGCAACGGAGGCGUAGCUCUGCGCAACUUCUGCUCCUGGCAGCAGCUUUUCAACCCACAGAGCCAGAGGCAUCCUGAGCACUACGACACGGCAAUGCUGUUCACCAGAGAGGACAUCUGUGGACAGAAGAGCUGUGACACACUGGGUGUGGCAGAUGUUGGGACGAUGUGCGAUCCCAAGAGAAGCUGCUCAGUCAUCGAGGACAAUGGCCUGCAGGCCGCCUUCACUGCUGCGCAUGAGCUCGGCCAUGUGCUGAGCAUGCCCCACGAUGACUCCAAGACUUGCGAGAAGCUGUUCGGAGAUCUGGGAGGGCUUUACCUGAUGGCCCCUCUGUUUGUUAGUCUCAACAAAUCAGCGCCGUGGUCUCUCUGCAGCUCUCUUUACAUCACUGAGUUCUUCGACAACGGCCACGGAGACUGCCUCCUGGAUGUCCCAGAGAGCACCAUUGCCCUGCCAUCAGAGCUGCCGGGUACCUUCUACAACCUGGACCAACAAUGUCAGCAGAUUUUUGGGGAGGAGUUUGUCCACUGCCCCAACACGUUAGACAGCGACAUUUGCAGCCAGCUUUGGUGCCGAGAGGACGGUACAGGCCAGUGUACCACUAAGAAUGGCAGCCUGACCUGGGCCGAUGGCACUCCUUGCAGGUCCAAUGGGACCUGUCUACAUGGAACAUGCAAGAUGACAGAGGAAGUGAUGCAACCACUGAGGGCUGUGGAUGGCAGCUGGAGCUUAUGGGGACCAUGGCAGCAGUGCUCCAGGACCUGUGGAGGUGGGGUGGAGUUCUCCUACAGGGAGUGCACUGAUCCUGUGCCUCAGAAUGGCGGGAAGUACUGUGAGGGACAGAGAGUUCGAUACCAGUCCUGCAACACAGAGCCUUGUGACGCCAGUGAAGGUAAAAGUUUCAGAGAAGAGCAGUGUGAAAAAUACAACAGCCCUAACUACCUGGACUACAAUGGAAAUGUCAAACAAUGGAUCCCAAAGUAUGCAGGAGUUUCCCCCAGAGACCGCUGUAAGCUGUUCUGCAGGGCAAGGGGCAGCAGUGAGUUUAAAGUAUUUGAAUCAAAGCAGGUGAUUGACGGGACAACCUGUGGCCCUGACACCACAUCAGUGUGCGUUCAAGGCCAGUGUGUGAAAGCAGGCUGCGACCAGGUGAUAGGAUCUAACAAGAGGGUGGAUAAGUGUGGAGAGUGUGGAGGAACUGGGCUCAGCUGCAGAAAAAUAACAGGCUCCUACAACAAAGGAAUGUUCUUUCUGCGAGCCGCGUGUGGCGACAAGGAGACAACAAUGCGUGAUGACGUCAAGGAAUUACAAAGUUUAAUCUCACAGCAAGUAAGCUAUGGCUACAGUGACAUUGUCACCAUUCCCAUUGGUGCCACCAACAUUGACAUCAAACAGAGGAGCCAUAGAGGAAUAAAGCAUGAUGGGAACUACCUGGCUGUGAAGCGAGAAAACGGAGCUUACAUCCUCAAUGGUAACUUUUCCGUAUCCACAGUGGAGCAGGAUAUUCCCAUACUGGGAGCUGUGCUGAAGUACAGCGGAUCCUCCACCACAUUAGAGAGGAUCCAGAGCUUCAGGCAGCUGAAAGAAGCCAUAACCAUCCAGGUCCUGGCCACAGGAGGGGAUGCCAAUCCCCCCAAGAUCAAAUAUACCUUUUUCAUACCUAAGGACACAGCAUUUAACAAAUCUAGAGAAAAAGAGAAAAAGGACUUGUACUUGUCUCUUCAUAAGAUCAGCGAUGUCUCUGACUGGGUGCUGGGAGAGUGGUCUGAGUGCUCCAAGAGCUGUGGCUCUGGGUGGUCCAGGAGGAGCGUCGAAUGCAGAGACGGCGACGGCUUCUUCUCCAGCCAAUGCGACAGGGAGCUGAAGCCCACAGACAUCCGGCCUUGCGGAGAUGUACCGUGUCCUAUCUGGCAGAUGGGUCCUUGGUCUGCCUGCUCACGAACUUGCGGUCAGGGCGAGCGCCGCCGAAGUGUGUUCUGCAUAGACUACAAGGGGAAGACUGUUGAACCAGAGAUGUGUGAUCCAAAUAAAAUCCCAGAGCCAGCCUCUGGGCAAUGUGACAACCAUGACUGCUCAUGAAAAACGUGAUUACAAUGAACAGUCUUUAUUUUUACUUUUAUUUUUUUUUGUCAGAGUGCACAUACAAAUCCUGAAUGGGAGCAAAAGCAGCAGACAUUUUGCAGCAAACAGCUAUAGAUAUGGUGAUUACCAAGAAAUGCAAGAAGACCUGGACUCUAUACAUUUUAGAAAAAAGUCUUCAACUUUCGACUAAAAAGAAAUGAUAAACAACUAAAAUGUAACACUGCCUUGGUUUUAUUCCUAAGAAUUAUUUCUAAGAUACGAGCAUGAUUGAAGAGGGUUGGAUGAACUUAUGUUGAUAUUCUUGGUCCCACUAUAAUUUGUCUUUUGUUAACAUUAACAUCCAGUAUUAAGAUUUGGAACAGUGACAAUCUACCUCAGGAUGCACAUGUGAUGCUAUGUGUAAAUGCUAGUUUUUGAUGUAGUGUGUGCUUUCUUUAGAAUGAGAUCUAAAAGCAAAGAAUUUACUUCAGGAAUAAAUUUGGCAUAAUUUGCCAUUUAUUUUCUAGAUUUAGGUGCCACUGUGAGUCCAAAAUAUUAGCAAGAGCCAACACAGAGUCUGUAUAUCCUGGAAAACUUUGAUUGGACAAUUAAGACGUGAGGCUAUUUAAGCCUUGGGGAAAAGUGUUAAUCUUGAUUAAAAUCAGAUCUGAGUGAAUUCACCAAGAAGAUAAUGUCAGUUCCUUCAAAACCAUCCAUUUCAUACCCUUAUUUAUAAACCACUGCAUCCAUAUUUCCAAUGGAGAUGGUCAUAAAAAUCCUCAAAUCUCAUGCUUAAUAUAAUUUCAUAUCAUCUCCUGAAAACUUUUCAUCUGGCCAUAUGUUUGUAGUUAUCCCUAUUUUUAGCUUUUAUGAAAUGUGACAACUUGUAAAUUCUGGUCAACCAUUGAACAAAUGCUUUCCUAUUGAUAGAAAUUAUUCAAGAGAAUCAUAAAACUGCAUUAUUUUAAAAUUCUCAUCUUCCCACCAUCAUCCUGUAGGUACAAACUCUUACACAAUUUGUGAAGAAUAACUAAAACUAUGAAGGUACAAAAACAUUGUUCAUGACUCUUUCUGGCAGAAUAUGCAGUAUAAUUAUAAAAGAAAUAAAGUCAAUGAAAAACAAAUAUUCACUGUUCAUAACUAGGGCUUGCACUAAAAGACUUGCUGAAAAAAACUAAUUUUUUUUACAAGUUAUUAUAUUGUGGAUUAUGUUUUUGGUGUUCUUCCAGUUUAUUGUUUUUUAUUAAUUCUGAGCCUUCACCGAACAAGACAGACUUAGUCCAAAGCCACAGAAGCUGAAAUAAUGAACACAUGAAUUUGUUCCAAUUUAAACAUCGUGUGAAAUGUGUAAUCUUUAUUACACAUACAAGACUUCCUCUGUCUGGUAGUUUGAGCAGUAACAAAAUAUUUAUUGCAAUUUUUUUUUUUCAGUUCCCUUAUAUCUUAUAGGGCUAAGUGGUAAACAAGAUAUCUGUGUUGAUUUAAAAAAGUAAUGCUGAUGUAAUUUGCUUUCAGACUUUGUGGUCAUUUCUGACUCCUGUAUGUAUAUUUAAUGUAUUCAUUCCUUUAGUUAACUUACAUCAUAAUAUAAGAUAAAAGAAAUGGAAUGUAAGGCUGAUAUUCCUUCAAUGAAGGACAAUGCUAAAGUAUUGUUACAGCUUUCUAAGGUAUUUAUUUUUGUACAUUUUUACUUUGAUUAUGUAAUUAUCAUGGUAUAUGCUGCUGUCUUUGAAUGUUAAAUUUUUGUUUGUUCAUAAAAUGGUCAA